Molecule: messenger RNA, 572 nt
Organism: Anopheles maculipalpis
Lineage: Eukaryota; Metazoa; Arthropoda; Insecta; Diptera; Culicidae
Exons: 4
Coding region: 30-572 (180 amino acids)
Source: RefSeq, a predicted model, not a curated record
UAAUAGACAACAGUUUUACAGCAAAAAUAAUGGAUAAAGAUACAUCGCGACACAUAACUGUUUGUAAAUCAUUGGAGGAAGUCCGCGCGCUAAAUGCACAAAAUGAUAAACUAUUACAAGAUUUCGGCAUCGAUGCGUUCACAUUUGCCGACUCGGUACAGGAGCUUCUGGACCAGUUUGCACAGGUACGGCUCCACACUGGACUGGCUAUCGAUGGUCCGCACAUGUCGUUUCUGGACGAGUUCCUCUACCAACGGGAAGCAAAGCGUCUCGAAGCAAAAACGCAAGCAAUUACGCUACGUUCCAAUGUCGCAUCGCUACGAGCAAAGUGUGACAGUGAGGCGAAGGAAGUGAGCCGACUGGAGAGCUUCCUCGAAGAUGCACAGAAACUUGCAACAUCGACGGAUGAAUUUGAAAAGAAAAAGGCUAAUCAGGAGAAGAAUUACGAGGUUGUGAAGGGAAAGCUGGAAUCUCUCCCGAGUGUGUCAGACGACAUCAAUUUGGACGAGCUGAUAGCGAACGUUCGGCAGCUAGAGGAGGAGGAUGCUGGACGACGUAGUGGGGAUAGGUGA